AUGCAUUCUCUGAGUCUUAAAGUUUUCCCUGAUUUUAACGGUAAGGUGACAGGGACGAGGUGUAUGCUGUCGGGUCGAGGUAGAUAUGGCGUCUCAGAAUUGGAUUUCAGGACGAGAAGGUUUGUUUAUGGAGGCGGAGAUUCGAAUUGGAGGGGUUGUAGGAUUACGGCGAGUUCUUCGGAUAGGGAUGCCAAUGGUGGAGGAAGAAGUCGGAGUUCGAGCUCGAGUUCGAGUACCGAGUCUAGCUCAUUUCUUUCUCGGAGCCAAACUUAUGCUCUGUUGAAGCAGCAAAUGGAAGUGGCGGCAAAAUCUGAGGUCAAGGUUCGGGACUAUGAAGAGGCUGCGAGGAUUCGCGACUUGUUGAAGUUAUUCGAAGAAGAGGAGCCAGUUUUGCGACUAAGAAGGUUGAUUAUGGAGGCAGUUGCAGAUGAAAGGUUCGAGGAUGCAGCUAACUAUCGCGAUGAGCUGAGAGAAAUUGCGCCCCACUCUCUUUUGAAAUGCUCAAGUGAUGCAACAACCUUGGGAAUCAGGGUUCAAUUAAGGUGUGUGUAUAUUGAGGGCCGGAGUCAGCCUUCAAAGGGUCGCUAUUUCUUUGCAUGCAGAAUACGAAUUACCAAUAACUCAGAACACCCUAUCCAACUUCUUAGAAGACAUUGGAUUAUAACCGAUGCCCAUGGAAAAACUGAGAAUGUCUGGGGGAUAUGUGUUAUUGGUGAACCGCCAUCCAUUGUCAAAGCUGCUGCCAUUCGUGGGUGUUGUUUCUGA
Molecule: messenger RNA, 765 nt
Organism: Humulus lupulus (European hop)
Lineage: Eukaryota; Viridiplantae; Streptophyta; Magnoliopsida; Rosales; Cannabaceae
Exons: 5
Coding region: 1-765 (254 amino acids)
Molecular function (GO): protein binding
Source: RefSeq, a predicted model, not a curated record